This is a messenger RNA of Haliotis rufescens (red abalone), 1488 nucleotides long. RefSeq lists its product as uncharacterized. NCBI's taxonomy places the organism in Eukaryota, Metazoa, Mollusca, Gastropoda, Lepetellida, Haliotidae. The transcript has 2 exons. The record is from RefSeq and is a predicted model, not a curated record. Bases 117 to 743 code for a protein of 208 amino acids.
UGAUAAUUACAUCACCAGCUGGUCAUGUGGCCGAUGUAGUCUUUGAAGUUGGUAAGGAAAAUGGUGAGGGGCGGAAGAGAAUUUUGCAUCGUAAACUCCUGCUGCCAGUUGGUUCUAUGCCUAGCCUUGGUGUGCCAAUACCCAAACCAAGACGACAGAGGACACUGCCAGUAGCACCAGUUGCUAGGACAACAGAAAGUAACGACGAUGUUUCAUCGGAUGAGGAUACUGUUGUUGAGUAUGCCCACCCUCCACAAGCUUCAGUGUCCACUGAUAUACCAGUGGAUGGGCCAACUGAAGAGGAACCAUCAGAGACUGUAUCUGAAGGAGAUGGAACUCCUAUUGCAGAGGGGGAGGAAGAGCCAACUGAGGAUGCUGUUCAGCAUGUUGAGCAGAUUCGUGAAGAAGAUGGCGCUACUGGGACAGAUCAUGAUGAUGACAAUGACAAUGAAGAAAGAGAGCAACAUCCAACUCCAGAGAUAACCACUCCUGUUCCACGUCCACGGCAGUCUACUAGGACCCGGACACAGCCGAAAUGGAUGAAGAGUGGAGAGUUUGCUCUCUCUGCAGUUGCAGAUCGGGACUGGCGUACGCGAGCCAACUUUCUCAGCUCACUUCAAGCUGACGGAUUGUUCCGAGAACAGCAGCACCGACUUUCUGAUGCCAUCUUGGAUCUUGUCACUGGCAAGGUAAAGUGGCGUGGACGUCAUUUUUCGAUGGAGGGAAGUAUGUGGCCGAUGUAGUUUUUGUAUAUAUUUGUUUUAAUUUCAUUUUAGUUUUUUACGUAUAUUUAUCAUAUAUAACUAGUUGUCCGUUUCAGUCAGCUAAAACAAAGUGUAUCUGACCUGUCUUACCUACUAACUGCCCCAUGGCCAGAAGCUUCAUCUGCUGAUUGGCCAAGCUAACACCUAUUGUUAAACUGCAUGCUUUGAUUACACUGCAUACUCUCUCAGCACAUAAACUGACAGAACUGCUCAGACCAGCAAAGUGUAAAGAGAGAAUAUUAAAUCAGGUGAGUUAAAUAGUUAUAAUCUCUAUCUUGUGUUGUAUUUAAAUAAUACAGUAUGUUCAAAGUGUUAUAUGAAGUAAACUAAAUGUAUGUAAUCUAACAUAAAUGUUGAUUUAUGUCUAAAUAUUUAAAUCUGCAUAGGAUAAGCUAAACAUCCAUACUUUAUCACUAAAAUGUAUUCUAUCACUUCAAUGAAAUAUGUGUGAAAGUGUUUUACCUCAAGAGUGUUUUAAUAAGCUUUGUAAUGUAGAGAUUUAGAUGUGAUACAAUGCAAAUCAUUGUAAAGAAAAUGUGUGUAUUAUUUUGUUCAAUAUAUUAAAUGUUAAAUAGUGUUUUAGUCUAUGUAUUGUUUAUUCAGAUAAUCUAUGGUGUUGCUAUAUAGGCAGUUGGGAUCCACACCCUUGUAUCACCCACAGGGGUGUAUGAUAUAUAGAUCCUUAUCACACUCGACGCAUCGCAAUAAAGACCUCAACCCCGUA